Artibeus jamaicensis (Jamaican fruit-eating bat) is the source of this 756-nucleotide messenger RNA. RefSeq names its product CKLF like MARVEL transmembrane domain containing 2 (gene CMTM2). NCBI's taxonomy places the organism in Eukaryota, Metazoa, Chordata, Mammalia, Chiroptera, Phyllostomidae. Bases 1 to 756 code for a protein of 251 amino acids. Gene Ontology annotation, cellular component: membrane. The record is from RefSeq and is a predicted model, not a curated record. The transcript is spliced from 4 exons.
AUGGCAGACAAAGGCAAAAAGUUUGGCAAACCGGGCGCAGCGCCCCCGCCCACAGACACCAAACCAGCUGAUCAGAAAGGUGAUGCGGCAGCGGAAGCAUUACCGCCAAAGGUAAAAUCGGUGCAGCCCAAGGACCAAGUGGGCACCAGGAAGGGAUGUCGCCGCUACAGGUGGGAAUUCAAGGACAGCAACAGAGAGUUCUGGGUUAUGGGGCACGCGGAGGUCAAGAUCCUAAGCUUGGGCUGCCUAAUAGCUGCAUUGGUCAUGUUCACUGGGACCACUGUGCACCCCCUCCUGACUCUCCUCAUCACCAUGGAAUUGUCCAUCUUCUGCUUUUUCAUCAUCGUCCACACCUUCGCCAUCCAGAGAUUCAUGCCCUUUAUCCUGUGGCCCAUUACUGACAUUCUCAACGACCUGUUUGCCACCCUCUUCCUGAUCGGGGCUGCAGUGCUUGCUGUGCAAACUCGACAAACCAUGCCCGUGUACUACGUGGUCGCUGUGGUCCUCAUUGCUGUGGCUGCAUUUUUCCCUUUAAUCGAUAUAUGUCUUCAAAGAAAACACUUCAGAGGCAAGAAGAUCCAAAGGAAUGUGCUGGCUGCUCCUCAGAAAAAGGAGAAAGGAAAGCCAGAGCCGCCUGCAAAGGGAAAGGAAGAGGAAAAAGCACUGGGAGCAGGAAAGCCCAAGGAAGAAGGAAAGCCCAAGGAAGAAGGAAAGCCCAAGGACAAGGGGAUUAAGAGGAAGAAAAGCAAGAAAUGA